AUGGAUUUAUCAACGGAAGAACUACUUAGCAGAAAAGAGACGUUGAAGCAAUUUGAAAACUAUAUUGACCAAACAAGAAACACACUUAAGUGUUUUGUUGAAAAAAUUGGAUGGACAUUAGAUGAAACACCAAACAAUGAUAAAUUGGUCAAGUGUCCAUUUAACAAUGAACACAGAAUGCCAUCAUCCACACUCGAAGUUCAUUGUCAAAAGUGUGCACUGAAAAAAAAUGGAUACGAUUCAUCUCAUUCAUUUUACCCUUCUUAUAAUUUGUCAACCACUUUGGCCCAGACUGUAAAAAUUGAUAUAAAUCUUGAGCCUAGAGCAGUUUCUCAAAGUAUAGAACGCUAUACUUGUGAUUUUACUACUGAUGAAAGAAGAGUAUUAUAUGAUAGUGCUGUAAAAUACACCAAACUUCCUAAUCACAAAUAUGUGAUAAAUGAUUUAACAGGUGUGGAUGUUUUUAAUAAAACUGAUGAUAAACCUAAAACUGAGCUUGAGCUAUUGCAAGAGCAAAGAGAUUUAAAACGUAGAAGUGCUGCUUAUAGAGGAAAAAAAGUUCACACUGAUAGAAAAUCUUAUGUAGAAAUUUUAAGAGAAGUAGUUGAAGGAUUAACUAAUAGUUUAUCYCAGUCCCAUUCAGAAGAUAAAUCAGUGUGCAUCCAAACUUCAAAUACUGUUUCAGAAACUAUACCAAAUGCCCGUGUUGUGUACAAGUAUGCAGGUAAUCAAAGUUAUGGUAGUAAUCCAUAUACUCGCUGGCUUGAUAUUCAAACUGAGGAAUCUAAAUUAUUUAAGUAUUGUCAAAAAAAGAGUCAAAAUUCACAUCAAGAAGCCUCUACGUCUAGAAUAUAUUGUAAAGAUCAAACUGGUUUUACAACAUCAAGAAAAAGUAGAUCUAAAUCAAGAGAAAGAAAAACAUCCACUAGUGAAUUAAAAUCAAGAUCUAGUAGUUCUUGGUCUCGCUCAAUAUAUAAAUCAAGAAAAAGUAGAUCUAAAUCAAGAGAAAGAAAAACAUCUAUUAGUGAAUUCAAAUUAAAAAGAUCUAGGAGAUCUAGGUCUCGUUCAGUUUGUAAAGAAACCAAAUAUAAAAAACUUAAAAUUCAUUCUGUAUCCAAAGAAUAUGAAUCUGUAGAAAAUAAACAUAAAAGGUCUAAAAAACGUAAAACUCGAUCAAACUCUAAAGAAAGUGAGUCUAAAAGACAUAGAAGUCGAUCGAUAUCUUUAGAAAAUACAGGUAAAAGAUCCAAGAAGUAUAGAACCAGGUCCAAGUCAAAAGAACUUGAUAAUAUUUUGUUAAAUGAAAAAGACUCUACCAUACAAUUUAAUCCAAAAA
This is a messenger RNA of Diuraphis noxia (Russian wheat aphid), 1336 nucleotides long. RefSeq lists its product as uncharacterized. NCBI's taxonomy places the organism in Eukaryota, Metazoa, Arthropoda, Insecta, Hemiptera, Aphididae. The record is from RefSeq and is a predicted model, not a curated record.